ACAAGGAGCCACUCAUCUCUGGAUUCUCCUUGAUAAAAGUAUGAAGGAUCAUCUAAACUGGAUUAUACUAACCGAGGUUUCUGUAAAACUAAUUUUCUUGGAGAAUCUCGUAACUUCAGAUUCCUGUUUUAUAAAAGAAGAUUGUUAAAUAAAUUAUACGAUCUGUUCAAACCCGGUCUUUGCAACAUUAAAAGUGUUCACAUCCCUGAUAUUUUUUGCUGACUGCAGUGACAUUCCCAUCAUGGCCUCUUGUCUUGAAAUAAAAAUAAUGUAAACCAUCUCCACAGCCCAUAGUCAGUCCAACUGAGAAGUUCUGGGUUUCUUCCCCACAACAAGUGACCUUAUCCUCAUUUUUCUGACAUUACAUUGAAGGAAGUUUCUGUUACACCAUGUGACACAACCUGUCACAACUGUCCCAUGAUUUACUUCUCCAUGCUGCAGCAGACUGACUUUAACUGUGUCGUCAACAAACUUCAGGAAAUGCCCGUCAGUGUGGCUACACUUGUAGCCAUUAGUAAAUAAAUGGCAUGAGGAGAGGUGGAGACAGAGCAGCUUCUAAGAGAGUUAAUGGACGACUGACGGAGGCUUGUAUGCAAGACAAUACCUCAUAUGCUUCACCAUUCAAAUACUAAGAUUAGAUGUUAGUGUUGAAAUAUGUGGCUGGAUUGCAUUAAAAACUGAGAAAUAAUCUGUGAUUAAAAGCCUGGGUUUUCAAGUCAUAAAAAUGUUUAUGCAAAAAAGUGAAAUUGCGUUCCCUGAACGCUUUAUGUGAUAGAGAAACACAAAGUGGUGCAUAAUUGUGACAGGGAAGCAACCGUGGUUUUCAAAAUGAUUAAAGCUGAGUUAAACAGCUUUUUACUGCCAUAAUUUUAGUUGAUAUGUUUUAUUUUGUAUUAUUUGUAUUUUUGUUAUUUCGACUCUUAUUUUGGAAGGUUAAAGUAGGAGUGGAAUCCAGCCUGUUGCUAGGGAACCAAAGAAAGACGACGCUAUAUGAAAGCAUAGCUUUAACAAGUGGCUGUAAAGGAUAAUUUAAGUUUAAGAAUUUAUUUAUAAAUUCAUUUCUAACUCGAACGGAAGGGUCAGCCAGCGAGCGUGUGACCAGACAGCCGGAGGAAGCGCCCCUGGCAGUGUAGUAAACGAGAAGCGCCUCCUCUCUCCAUCGCUUCACGCCGAACCAGAACCAUUCAACUCUCCCCUCCUUCAGGCUUCACAUCCGGGUCAUCCGCCAGGAUCUGUCUCCUGCGUCUGUGGCUGACUGAGAGUAAGAAUUGUUCCGUCCGCCGCCGCGCUGUACUGCAGCUCUCCUCCCGACUGCGCGGCUCGCCGAGCGGACACUGCGCUUAGCGUGCACCGGCGACGAUGGAGCCCCGAGCGCCGUGAAGCCGCAGCCGGGUCGCACGCACACAAAGCCGGGGGAUGAGACGGUGAGGAGAGGCUUCGUGUAUGGGCUAGCUCGCGGUGAUUAACUCGCCCGAACCAUGUCGAAGAGCCUCAAAAAGAAAAACCACUGGACCAACAAAGUCCACGAAGCGGUGAUCACGCGUGGGAAGGACGGAGAGCUGGGCUUCGAGCUGAAGGGGGGCGCGGAAAACGGCCAGUUCCCCUACUUCGGUGAGGUGAAGCAGGGGAAGGGACUGAUCCAGAGCGGAAAACUGGCCCAGGAUGAGCUGCUGCUGGAGGUCAACGACAUGCCAGUGGCUGGGCUCACCACCCGGGACGUGCUGGCCGUCAUCAAGCACUGCAAGGACCCGGUCCGCUUCAAAUGUGUCAAGCAAGGGGGGGUAGUUGACAAAGACUUGCGGCACUACCUCAACCUUCGCUUCUCCAAGGGCUCAGUGGACCACGACCACCAGCAGAUCAUCAGAGACAACCUCUACCUCCGCACCGUUCCCUGUACCACUAGGCAGCCUAAGGAGGGGGAGGUGCCAGGGGUGGACUACAAUUUCGUGAGCGUGGAGCGUUUUAUGGAAUUGGAGCAAAGUGGAGCCCUGUUAGAGAGUGGAACGUAUGAAGAUAACUUCUACGGGACACCGAAACCUCCAGCGGAGCCGUCCCCGGCAGCGCCUCCUCUGAAUGUGAGUGAGGCCUUGCUUCCCGGAGCCCGGCCAAGCGCCCAGGGCAAGAGAAAGAGGAAUCAGUCGGUCAGCAACAUGGAACAGCGUGCCAGCCUGGAGCCGCCUGAGGAGGAGGAAGAGGAGAGCCCAGUUGUCAAUGGCAACGGAGUGGCCAUCACACCGGAGUCCAGUGAACAUGAGGACAAGAGCACAGAUGCCUCUGGGGAGGUUGCAGCUGAAGGGUCCAGCCAGGCCCCAGCAUCAUCCGAGCCUCCGACUGAAGGGGAGGAGGCCCCAAAGUCUCCCUCCAAAUCCCCCUCCAAAGUCCCUGAUGUAGAUGAAGAAGAGCUCGGUCCUCUGCCUGACAACUGGGAGAUGGCUUACACAGAGAAGGGGGAAGUUUACUUUAUAGAUCACAACACCAAAACUACAUCAUGGCUCGAUCCGCGGCUAGCGAAGAAAGCGAAACCACCCGAGGAGUGCAGGGAGGACGAACUGCCUUAUGGUUGGGAGAAAAUAGACGACCCCAUCUACGGCAGCUACUACGUCGAUCACAUCAAUCGAAGGACUCAGUUUGAAAAUCCAGUCCUUGAAGCCAAGAGACGUCUGGACCAACAGAGACAGAUGCAGAGCCAGGGACUCUCUGCUCUGCCUUUACCCACAAUAUACAGAGAAAAGCCGUUGUUUACGAGGGACCCGACCCAGCUGAAGGGCACCUUCCUGUCCACGGCCCUGCAGAAGAGCAACAUGGGAUUUGGCUUCACAAUUAUUGGAGGCGACGAGCCCGACGAGUUCCUGCAAGUGAAGAGUGUUAUACCAGACGGACCCGCCGCUCAGGACGGGAAAAUGGACACAGGGGACGUCAUCGUCUACAUUAAUGACAUCUGUGUGCUCGGCACGACUCACGCCGAUGUUGUGAAGCUCUUCCAGUCCGUACCGAUUGGUCAGAGUGUUACGCUUGUGCUCUGUCGAGGAUAUCCGCUGCCCUUCGACCCCGAGGACCCGAACGCUGCAGCGAGCGCCUCCCUCACUCCCAUCGGGCUGGAGCACCGCCCACUGGUGGUGAACGGGCGCGGCAGCUACGACCCCUACCUGGAGUAUCUGUCGCUGAGCUCCCAGCUUCCCCCUCAGGCUCUGGCGCAGGCCGGAGCCUCUCACCCAGGGGACACGCACCUGGAUGGCUCGUCGCUGCCGCCCACCACGCCCGGUUCGGCGUCCGCACACACGCCACGCGAUGAUAAUGUCUCUAUGGCCUCGUCUGGGGCGGCUGGUGUUGCCGGAGCAACAGGACAAGGACCAGAGCUGCUGACGGUGACGAUGGUGAAAGGUGCAGAAGGUUUCGGGUUCACAAUCGCAGACAGUCCAACCGGGCAGCGAGUUAAGCAGGUGUUGGAGCCUGGUUCACAAGGCGCAUCGGGCCUGAUCGAAGGAGACCUGAUCCUGGAGGUGAACCAGCAGCCGGUGGCUUCAGCAGGACACGGACGAGUGGUGGAGAUGCUCAAAGAGUGUCCAGUGGGCGCAGAGGCAACACUCCUCAUACAGAGAGCAGGAACAGGUCACAUCUCCCCAUGGAAGGCGUCCAAACAAUGGGACCCUCAGGGCAGCCCUCAGACGAACCUGUCCGGCCCGGUUCUGCCGCCUGGCACGCCCUUCCCAAACCAACCACAUCACCGCACAUCUGUACCCGACUCCACAGAGGGCUUUGACCUGAACAAACCCGACCCUUAUGACCUUUAUGAGAAGUCGAGGGCCAUCUAUGAGAGCAGACGUCCUGAGUACGAGGAGGUGGAGGUGCAUCUGCUGAGGGAGAAAACGGGCUUCGGCUUUCGCAUCCUGGGGGGAGACGAGGCCGUGCAGGCUGUGAGUCCGGACGCCCGUGACAAGAUUGUUAUUGGCGCUAUAAUAGAGAACACUCCCGCUGAGCGCGACGGCCGGCUUCGACCCGGGGACGAGCUAAUUUCAGUGGAUAAAAACGUGGUUGCUGGGAAACCGCACAAAUACGUCAUUGACUUGAUGCACGCCGCCGCCCGCAAUGGUCAAGUCAGCUUGACUGUGAGGAGGAGAGUGCAGAUGCCCGGAGAGCCUUGCCCGGUGAACGGCCGGAGUCCUGGUUCUGUGUCGACGCAGCACAGCUCUCCGCGCAGCGACGCAGCCUCCGCACCCGUCCCCGCGACUACAAACGCUCCAGCUGCAACCUCAGCCCCGGAGGGGUCCGCUCUGCAGACCAGCGACGUGGUCAUUCACCGCAAGGAGAAUGAGGGCUUUGGCUUCGUCAUCAUCAGCUCCCUGAACAGACCGGAGAACACCACAGUAAUCACUGUGCCUCAUAAAAUUGGACGUAUUAUUGAGGGAAGCCCUGCAGACAGAUGUGGGAAGCUGAAGGUGGGAGACCGAAUCCUGGCCGUGAAUGGACAGUCCAUCAUCAGCAUGCCUCAUGCAGAUAUCGUCAAGCUCAUCAAAGAUGCUGGACUAACCGUCACGCUGCACAUCAUACCAGAAGAAAGUUCCCUGUCUGGACCCAACUCAGAGAAACAGAGCCCCAUGACCCAGAAACACAGCCCACAGACCCAGCCCAGUCCUGUAGCCCAGCCAAGCCAAGGAGGCUCCCAGUCAAGCCAAAUGGCCACUCAGUCUGGCCAAACGACGGCUCAGCAGCCGGGUCAAGCACCGGUCCAGCCCGGCCAGACAGCAGCUCAUACUAACCAAACGGUGGGCGGGCCUCCUGCACCAGCAGCCUCCCAGCCUGCACCAGCUGGAACCCAGCAGAGCCCGGUCACCCAACCCUCUGGCCUUCCUCCGCAGCUCUACCUCCAUGACGGCAGGAAUUCUUACCCACCGUUUUCCUGGUCAGAGGUAAAGGCAAGGCAGGAUGUCAAACCGGAUUUCCGUCACCCUCCGUUCACCGACUACCGGCAGCCUCCUGUGGACUAUCGUCACCCUCCGGUCACUGAUUACCGCCAGCCACCGACGCUGGACUACCGACACCCGCCCGGCCUUCUGGACUUCAGGCAGCAUCCUGCAGCAGCGCAGUUCCCUCUGGGAAUCCCCGCUGACUUCAGACCACAGGACUAUGAUUAUUUCACGGUGGAGCUGGAGAAAAGUGCAAAGGGUUUCGGCUUUAGCAUUCGUGGGGGCAGAGAGUACAGCAUGGACCUGUUUGUGCUGCGGCUUGCAGAGGACGGGCCCGCAAUACGGAACGGGAGGAUGAGGGUGGGGGAUCAAAUAAUAGAGAUUAACGGAGACAGCACCCGGGACAUGACUCAUGCCCGCGCCAUUGAACUCAUAAAGGCGGGAGGCAGGCGGGUCAGGCUCCUGCUGAAGAGGGGCACCGGACAGGUCCCAGAAUAUGACUGUGUCGGCCCCUGGGAUUCCCUUUCUACAGCCCACUCUGCCCUGCAGGAAGUGACCCUGGAACCACAUCUGAAUCCAUUACUUCCCUCCCAUCCAGCUUCAUCCCCAGACUCCACUCAUCGGCUCCAUCUAGAGGCCAAAGUGUGCAUGGCAGACAAAGCUCCGCUGCUGACAGACCACAGCUCCAUCAGAAGGGCAAUAGGUGGCAGGUCCACUGAGCAGAAGUGCGUCAACGUGGGGCAGGGAACCCUUCAGGGGUCUGGAGAGGUGAACCCUGCACCUGGAGAAAAGCCGCCUCGGGCUUUGUCUCACAAAGCGGUUAUGGGAAGGUCCACUGACAGAAGAGAGAGGCAGAAGGAUAGUUGCUCGCCCUGUUGUGAGAGGAAGGGCCGGCAAAAACACGCAGCGGGCGCCGUUUCACCCUGGGACCCGUAUGUGACAGUGAAUCUGAACGGAGCGUCUCCGGGAGGAGGAGACGGACCUGUCGGCCUCCAGGAACGGCUGAUGUCCAGGAAUCUGUUCCCCAGAGAAGACGAGAAGGCCGGUGGCCACAGCGGGGUGUGCUGCCCUUCUAAGACCAUCGAAGGUCCUCCAGCGAGGAGCGCAGCUGCCUCCCCGGGGCCCUGGAACAUCCCUGGGCCCGACAAGCUGCCUGGCACCCUGAGGUCCUGGACCUCCACGGUGAGCCGGUAGAGAGGAUCCUCACACUGUUUGGCUCUGUGUUCAGUUCUCAUCACCAGGAAAGCAUCUUCCUUCAAUCUCACUGUCCUGAUUUCUGCUCCACCUGCGUAUGAAGUCUGUUUUUACAUGUAUUUUUAUUCAUACAAGAAGAUUAUUACACCCACUACCUUAAGGACUGGAGAAACUUUCUAAAAUAUGAUGAAGGACCCUCACAUGUGAGCGCUGCUCAAAUCUCAUUUUAAAGUGUGGAGCUUCACACCUUUACUUGGUCGUCUGAAGGUAUACAGGGAGUAAGUAUUGAACACAUUACCAUUUUACUUAGUAUUAACCGACUCAAAUACAUAAAAAAUAAACCAAUACACAUAAAAAAAUAAAAUAAACAGAGAAAUCUGAGCAAAAAAGUGAAAUGCACAGGGAAUAAGUGUUGAACAAAAUUGUUAAAAUUGUUUUGUUGUUUUUUCCAGUUGUUAACAAGUCUUGACAUGGUUUUUUUUUCCAGCAGUGGAGUCUUGUGUAGUGAAUGUUCAUAGAGAAAAUAUAUGUUGAGUACAUGAAUGUUCUCAUUUCUCCUCAUUCUAGGUCUUUCUUAAACUCUCUGUGGCCCUUUGCUCCUGGAUAACUUUUCUGAUUAUUCUUAAGCUCUUUACAAAAUCUUGAAAGGAGCAUUUGACUGACCUGGUUUGUGGGUUAAAUUACGUUCCUUUCAGUUCUGGAUUACUGUUCCAACGAAACUGACCGGAAAAUUCAGAAGUCUAGUUUGUAACCAAAGCCGUCAAGUAUAGAUUACCUUCAAAAUAUAAAAUGUUUUAUUUAAUUAGUUUGUUAUGGUAGGGAGAAGGUUUUUUUAAAAAAUUCUGACAGAUUCUACUUGUUUUGUGUAUCUUUUCUUCAUGUAUUCAAUACUUGUUCCCUGUAUCAUUCCAAUGUAUUACACUUAAAAACUAAUUUAUGCACUAAUUGGUGUUAAAUUCACUGUAUUUGGAUUAUUUGAGCUGUUAGUGACAUAUAUACUGAGAAUCUUUUGUGCUCAAUACUUAUUUUCCCUGCUGUACAUCAGCACAGGAAAUCUUCUUUUUGCUCCGUCUCUCUGUGAAGAUGGAAGAUUAAAAAUUUUUUGAGUGUUACAGAGGUUGGAAGCUGGAGCUCUUGAUUCAUAUGUUACAUGCCUACAAAUAUAUACUGUAAAUGUAAAGAAGAUGUGAAAAUUAUGUACAUUUUGUAUACUCAAAAGCAGACCUGUUGGUGUUUUUGAGGCAGUGUUGUAGUUAGAUACAUUGUACAAAAUAAGGAUAAAGAAAAAAACAGAUAAGUAUCCUGGGACAGUAUUUUAGGAACACUGUUUCCAUGGCCUUGUCCAUAUCGACAUAUCAAACACUGACUCUAAACCGGACCGCAAACGGAGGCGGUGUUAGUGUGCAUGGAUCCCAGACAUGUCGGUCCUUCUGAAGAGCUCUGUGGGAAUAUCACCUCUGGAGGAUGAAUCGGAUGUUUUUAAUUCAUCACUUUCAAAAGACUGAGAACAUUUGGCUUAGUAAGAACUCAUACUACUCCUCUCUCAGUUGUGUACUCAACCUGAUCACAGUUCAACCAUGCAGUCAUUGUGCAGAGUUAUAAAGCUGUGUGUAUUCAUCUGAUGCCCAACAGGAACACUUUGUCCAGUCUCCUAUUUCUAUGCCUUUUAACUGUGCUAAGUGUACCACAUCACUGUGGGAGAGGGGAGGAGGAGGUCGAUGGUUAUGAGGUGAGGCGGAGUGCCUUACUCAAACUAAUGCAGAGAUUUGCUUUUUGGGAACUUGGUGAACCAGGCUGAGAUGUGGAGCCUGGUUUCUUUUUGCUUCAGACGUUAACGCCAAGCAGUAUCUAUCUGGAUGCACUCUACAGCUGUAAAGAUCAGCCGUCUCAAUUAUUGCAAUUGUCCCCCGAGUGAUUCAGACGGGGAGAAAAAUGUAGCCUGUAGCAUCACAUCCUCUCCUUGAAGUAAUGUGGAGUUGUUUAUCAAGACGAGCUAAACAUCAGAGUGGGUCAUGGUUUCCGUUUCACUUUUGUUUGUUCUCUAAGGAAACAUUAGGUUUGUAUUAAUGCCACAGGCCCAUGGUGAGCCCAUGAACACAAACAUAUUUGUUUAAUAACCAAAUGUGUUGGGUUUGGUCGAGGUUAAGGCACGCUGCUGUUAAACUAAGACGCUCCAGGGAAUGUCGAUUUUCUCCUGCAGUUCUCUAAUUGGAUGCCAUUUAAAUCUUUCUGCAAGAUUAUUAAAAAUGAACCACUGGAGCUUUUGAGUACCGGAGGACAGCAUGACGACACGCCCACACCAGACCUGGAAACUGCUGGGAAUGGGCUCUUUGUGAAGCUACCUGCAUUCUGGGGUCACUAGUAAGAUCUUUUACACCGAGGGUCCCAGGGAUUGAUGUUAAUCCACAGCCACACCUGGUCUGGAUGGCUCCACGCUGACAGAACUGUGGGGUCUCUUUCGUGCUUUAGCGAGGUCCCUGACCAACAUGUCAUUAGGGAGUAGAAAUGUGUUUUCUGUACGUGUGUAGAAAAGCUCAGAGAACAUGUCAACCAGCCCUCCGUUUCCAUCCAGGCUGCCCCCCUCUGCCUGCUGUGACUGGGUUUGUACGUCACACAAAACAAAACAGAAAAACUGCUUAUUGAACUCGUGAAGGAUGACAAGUUCAUUUCCCCCCUCCCCCCAUCGAGAUCCAGUAUAAUUGUGUAGUGUUAAUUGUGUAAUAUUCACCUUGUACAGCUGUAUUCCUACAAAUAUGGUUUACUGUAUCAUUGAUACUGUAGUUUCAAAGACGUGAACAACUAUUUUUAUGAAAUGCGACAGUACUGAUAUAUUACAUUUUGCUAAAAAACAAAAAACUUGUUUACUGAAAGAUAUUCUGAAAUACUGUCAAAUAAACUCUUGACAUGGUGUAAAACA
Molecule: messenger RNA, 9015 nt
Organism: Gambusia affinis (western mosquitofish)
Lineage: Eukaryota; Metazoa; Chordata; Actinopteri; Cyprinodontiformes; Poeciliidae
Product: membrane-associated guanylate kinase, WW and PDZ domain-containing protein 2-like
Exons: 24
Coding region: 1479-6098 (1539 amino acids)
Biological process (GO): signal transduction; receptor clustering
Cellular component (GO): cytoplasm; dendrite
Molecular function (GO): type II activin receptor binding; beta-1 adrenergic receptor binding; SMAD binding
Source: RefSeq, a predicted model, not a curated record